GGACUGGGGCUCUGACAUUCCAGUGACACCAGGCAUCAUUUUUGCACUGGACUCCUAUGUCCAGUUCCCAGUACUGGUCUCUUCAAACUCUUUGCUGGAUUCUGGAUUUUUCCCUUUUUUCUGAACCCCUGACUAAGUUGCUGCACUGAGUGAAAACAGUGAACAGAGGUGGCAGAAUGUCUUUGCCCUUCUACCAAAAACGCCAUCAACAUUAUGACCGUGGUUAUCGCAGCACCGAAUUAGAGUCGACCUUAAGCCAGUACCAGCAUGAAGAGAAGCGCCACUCUGCUGCCCACAGCAGCCAUCUUGGAAUCCAAUCAUAUAAGACGACAGAAGAUAAAUCACUCAAGAUGAGUCCUAGAGCAAAACGAUCUAAGCGCUAUGCACUAGAUAAAGAGAAUGAUGUUACAGACUACGUGGUUCCUGUGUUCAGGGGACGACACGAGUAUGUAAGUGGAAUUACAGAUACAGAGGAAGAAAGGAUCAAAGAGUCAGCCGGAUAUGUCGCUCGAAGAAACCUUUUUGCUGCUGAAGAAGGAAUUAGUGUAUCCAAAAAAGCUUCUUCUUCUUCUUCUUCAUCAUUGUCAUCUGCACAUUCUGAGGCCUACUAUAAGAAAUCCAGAAAUGUCUCCAUACGAGAAAAAGCAGAACUCCUCUCUCUCAAGAAAACGCUAGAAGACACUCAAGAGUUUCACAAAAAGAUAAACGAGGACACACUACUACAUGCUCCUGUCUUCAUCAUUAAGCCUCGCUCUCACACCAUCUGGGAGACACAGAGUGUAAAGUUUCAUUGCACAGUGAGUGGAUGGCCAGAGCCACGAGUCACAUGGUAUAAGAAUAAUGUUCCUAUUAACGAUCAAGCUUAUCCUGAUAAAUACAAGAUUGAAAGUGAAUAUGGUCUUCAUUCACUGGAGAUAUAUAACUGUGACUUUGAGGAUACAGCUCAGUACCAUGCAUCAGCAAUGAAUGUGAAAGGAGAGAAUUCUUCAUUUACUUCUCUUGUUGUGAAAAGAUAUAAAGGAGACUUAGAUUUGACACCUUUAACUACUUCAAAAAGUGAACCGUUCAGCUUUGCCAUCUCUCCAUAUGGAUUUGCUUCAAAGUUUGAUAUUCAUUUUAUUGACCCAUUUGGAGUUUCCUUUGGAAAAGAAGGUGAUACAUUGAGUCUGGGUUCCACAGUCGUUGUUCACCCACAAAUAAAACGAUUCCAGCCAGAAAUUCAGUGGUACCGAAAUGGAGUUCUGGUCUCCCCCAACAAGUGGAUCAGUACGCACUGGAGUGGAGGACAUGCCACCCUGACUCUCAGACAUCUGAAUAAAGAAGAUGAAGGACUGUACACACUGCGGGUGGUGAUGGGAGAGUACUAUGAUCAGUACAGCGCAUAUGUGUUUGUCAGGGAUGCCGAGGCAGAAAUAUUUGGAGCUCCAGCUGCACCGUUGGAUGUGGAAUGCCUGGAUGCUAACAAGGACUAUGUGAUAAUCUCUUGGAAACAGCCGGCAGUAGAUGGUGGAAGUCCAAUACUGGGAUAUUUCAUUGACAGGUGUGAGGUUGGCACCAGCCACUGGACCCAGUGUAAUGACACACCUGUAAAGUUUGCCCGUUUUCCAGUGACAGGAUUAAUUGAAGGACGAUCUUACAUAUUCCGUGUGCGUGCUGUAAAUAAAACUGGAAUGAGCAGACCCUCCCGAGUGUCAGAGCCAGCAGCAGCUCUGGAUCCUGCCGACCGAGCCAGAAUCAGAAGUCGUCCCUCAGCUCCAUGGACCGGACAGAUCAUUGUGACUGAGGAAGAACCUACAGAAGGGGUUAUUCCUGGACAACCAUCUGAUCUCACUGUGACAGAAGCCACUAAAAACUAUGUGGUGCUCAGCUGGAAGCCACCUGGUCUACGUGGUCAUGAAGGUGUUAUGUAUUAUGUGGAAAAGAGUGUGGCUGGCACAGAGAACUGGCAGAGAGUCAAUACCGAGAUACCAGUCAAGUCUCCAAGAUUUGCUCUGUUUGAUCUGGCUGAGGGAAAGUCUUACAGCUUCAGAGUGCGAUCUUGCAAUUCUGCAGGAGUUGGAGAACCGUCAGAGGCUACUGAGGCUACGGUUGUAGGUGAUAAACUUGAUAUUCCUAAUGCUCCCAGCAAUAUUGUGCCCACAAGAAAUACAGACACUUCUGUGGUCAUUACAUGGACAGCAUCUAAGGAAUCCAGAGAGUUGGUGGGAUACUACAUCGAGGCCAGUAUCACAGGGUCAGACGUUUGGGAACCAUGCAACAACAACCCAGUGAAAGGCACUAGAUUUAUUUGCCAUGGUCUUCUCACUGGUGAAAAUUACAUCUUCCGGGUCCGGGCUGUGAAUGCAGCAGGACUCAGUGACUACUCCUCUGAUUCUGAGGCAAUAGAAGUUAAAGCUGCAAUUGCACCCCCCUCUGCACCUUACGACAUCACUGUUUUGGAGAGUGUCCGUGACUCUAUGGUUAUCGGAUGGAAGCAGCCCAAGAUUAGCGGUGGCGUGGACAUUAAAGGCUACUAUGUGAACUUCAGAGAGGUUGUGGAUGGCGUUGCAGGAAAAUGGCAUGAAGCUAAUAUCAAGGCCAUCAGUGAAAGAGCCUACAGGAUUUUGGAUUUGAAAGAAAACAAACUGUACCAAUAUCAGGUUGCUGCUUGUAAUUUGGCUGGAGUUGGAACACCAUCACAGCCAAGUAAAUCAUUCAAAUGUGAAGAGUGGACCAUUGCUGUGCCAGGACCUCCUCAUGAACUCAAUCUUACUGAGGUUAGAAGCAGCUCCCUGGUUUUGUUAUGGAAGACACCAGUCUACACGGGUCGUACCCCAGUUACUGGUUUUUAUGUGGACCUUAAAGAAGCAGAUGCACCAGAAGAGAGCUGGAGAAGUGUAAAUGAGAAACCAAUUCCAAAUACCUACAUCAAGGUCCAAAACUUGAAAGAUGGCACUCGUUAUGUGUUGAGAGUAAGGGCAGAGAAUCAGGCUGGUGUUGGCAAGACAUCUGAUUUGACAGAUCCUGUCCUUGCACAGACCAAACCAGGUACCAAAGAGGUAGUGGUGGAGGUGGAUGACUUUGGAGUCAUUUCAUUGAACUUUGAAUGUGAUCAGCUAACUCCUGACUCAAAGUUUGUGUGGUCCAAGAAUUAUGAACCAAUAGAAGAUGAUUCAUCAAGAGUAACUGUCGAGACCAAAGGUGGCAAGACAAAGGUCUCGUUCAAAGAUCCUUCAGAAGAAGACCUUGGCAUUUAUUCCUGUGUUGCUACUGAAACUGAUGGCAUUUCUUCCAGCUAUACAAUAGAUGAAGAAGAGCUUAAGCGUCUGUUGCAGCUGAGCCAUGACCACAAAUUCCCAAUUAUUCCUCUGAAAUCUGGCUUGGCUGUAGAGAUUCUUGAAAAGGGUCAAGUUCGCUUUUGGAUGCAGGCUGAGAAACUCUCCGCUGGUGCUAAAUGCAACUAUGUCUUCAAUAAUAAAGAGAUCCACCAAGGGGAUAAAUACAAGAUGAAUUUGGACAGUAAGACUGGCAUUGUCGAAAUGAUCAUGGAUAUACUGGAGGAUGAGGAUGAAGGAACGUUUACCUUCCAGCUCCAGGAUGGAAGAGCAACAAACCAGUCCAGUCUGGUUCUUAUUGGAGAGGUGUUUGAGAAACUACAAAGAGAAGCCAGAUUCCAGAGACAUGAAUAUAUACGGAAGCAAGGUCCUCAUUUUGUGGAGUACCUUGCAUGGGAAGUUACUCCUGAGUGCAAUGUUCUUCUGAAAAGUAAGGUAGCUAAUAUGAAGAAAGAAACCACAAUUACGUGGUAUAAAGAUGGCAUGGAGAUAAUGGAGGAUGAGAAACAUGACUUUAAGGAUGGAGUAUGUACAUUGCUCAUUACUGAGAUAACAAGGAAAGAUGCCGGUAUAUAUGAGUUGGUACUGAAAGACGACAGAGGAAAGGACAAGAGUGUACUCAAGCUUAUAGAUUCAGCAUUUGAUGAUCUCAUGAGUGCAGUUUGCAAACAGAUAGCCGAAUCUGCCACACAAGUCAAGAUCAUGAGCAAUGAGGAAGGCAUAAGACUAUAUUCAUUUGUAAACUACUUUGUGGAUGAUCUCAAACUCAGUUGGGUUCACAAUGAUGGCAAGAUUAAGUACACAGAGAGAGUUAAGAGCGGAGUCACUGGAGAGAUGAUGUGGCUACAGAUUAACGAACCCACACCAAAUGACAAGGGCAAAUAUGUCCUGGAAAUGUUUGAUGGAAAAACAACUCAUACUAAGGACGUCGACUUGUCUGGACAAGCUUUUGAUGAGGCCUAUGCCGAAUUCCAGAGGUUAAAGCAAGCUGCAAUAGCAGAAAAAAAUCGUGCAAGAGUUAUAGGAGGUUUGCCUGAUGUUGUAACUAUACAGGAAGGAAAGGCUCUUAACCUCACAUGCAAUAUCUGGGGAGACCCAGUGCCAGACGUCACAUGGCUGAAGAAUGAGAGAGAACUUAUUGGAGAUGACCAUUGCAUCCUUAAAUUUGAGUCUGGAAAGUAUGCCAGCUUCACUAUCACCACCGUUGCCCAAUCCGACUCUGGCAAAUACUGCAUUCGGGCAAAGAACAAAUAUGGCACUGAAACUAAUGAUUUUUGUGUAAGUGUGUUUAACCCAGAUGCUGAAGAAACAGAGGAGGAGGCUCAGCAUGAUACUAAGAAAAAGUAACUAGAUCGACUUUAAAGAUGGAGAAAUUAGGGAUGGUAGAAUGAUGUUAAGUGCUAUAAUCAUGUGCAAGAGCCACCUUUUCUCAAACCAGUUCUUUGGUCUUACAGUGAUCUACAAUACCACCUUAAACUAGCCCAUCACACUGAAUAGGUAACAUUUUGCUGUGAAUGAAGAUCCUAAAUACUAGACCAACUGAUUAGAAAAGAGGACUGUUUUGAGAAAAGAUCAUGUAUGUGAUAGACUCCACUCCUUUAACCUACCUCACUUCUACAUUGAAACAAAAUUGGAGCAGCUUAAAGUAUUUUCUUUUUCGCAUCUAUAGUGGGAAGAGCAAUUUUGUGCCUUGAGCCAAUAUUUUUGACAAUCCAGUCAAUUUGCACAAACUAUUAAUAUCAAUGGUGCUUUCUAAAUCCUUUAGUAAUCCUGUCCAGAAAAUGGAUAGGCAAAGUGGCUAAAAAACACAUGCAUACAAAAAAAAAUGGUUGAUUCUCAAUGAGUCCAUCGCUUUAUGUGUUAGUGAGCAUUUAAUAAAUUUGAGGUUCUACUGCUGCUUUAAUUGUUUAAUAUCAGUCACAAUUAUUAUACCAAUUAAUUCCCCCUAUUGAUAAACCAAUAAUAGCAGUAAAUACUCCAUCUUUCCACAGGCUUGCUUCACUUAUAACCUAAAAGGGAAUAACAGUCUUAUUUAACGAUGCUAUACCAUAUCCCAUUUUACUUCCAACUUGUUUUAGAACCACUGAUGUAUAUAGGUGUUCAAAAAUAUUUAUAAUUUAAAUAGUUUGAUGAUUUAUUGUAGUGGAAUAGAUUCACUCUAGCGUGGUGGUAAAAAAAGACAAAGGAGAAAAAAAAAAGGUUUGUUGUAGAAGAGGUAGGCUCUCCAAAUGUUUCCAAAUCCCAUCAAGAGGCGUAACAACGCUCUACUGGGCUCCAUGAAAUUAAAUUAUUCGGGACCCAAUACUACUAACCCUCUAUUUUUAAUAAUAUUAGUAUUUUUACACACACAAUGAAGCUAGGGUUUUUGAGGACAUCCGCCACCAAAAGCAUGCUUCCCUUAGACUGGGAUGGUAAUAGGAAGGGCUGUAGAUGUCCUCUUAGACUUUAACUACAUAGCCAACACUAAUGGUAGCAUGACAAUGGUAUUAUCCAGCAACACUAGCUGAUAUGUCUUUGUCAUGGCCCUUAUAAUACAGCUUUAUUACAGUCACAGAGACAUUAAGAUGAGGUGGGUGAAAGAACUGGAGUGGGGUAAAAGCUAGUGUCUAUGUUUUACUCUGGCAGUACACAACUGGCAAGACUUUGGAGGGUGGGAAUACAUGUAGAAUUACUCUACUGUGUAAAACCAUACUGUACUGUAAUACCACCACUUUUAUAUGUUGUCCAUUACUGUUCAUGUUCAUUUCUGUUGACUGUCACUAAUAAACAGAGCACAUAUUUUCAUCUCUACCUCCA
Rana temporaria (common frog) is the source of this 6110-nucleotide messenger RNA. It is a transcript of the gene MYOM1, whose product is annotated as myomesin 1. Gene Ontology annotation, molecular function: kinase binding. NCBI's taxonomy places the organism in Eukaryota, Metazoa, Chordata, Amphibia, Anura, Ranidae. Bases 177 to 4661 code for a protein of 1494 amino acids. The transcript has 37 exons. The record is from RefSeq and is a predicted model, not a curated record.